Mus caroli (Ryukyu mouse) is the source of this 4095-nucleotide messenger RNA. RefSeq names its product natriuretic peptide receptor 1 (gene Npr1). The record is from RefSeq and is a predicted model, not a curated record. Gene Ontology annotation, molecular function: ATP binding; protein kinase activity; adenylate cyclase activity. Gene Ontology annotation, biological process: intracellular signal transduction; cGMP biosynthetic process; protein phosphorylation. NCBI's taxonomy places the organism in Eukaryota, Metazoa, Chordata, Mammalia, Rodentia, Muridae. Gene Ontology annotation, cellular component: plasma membrane.
CCAGCCGGACGCCCCUUCUGGCAUACUCCUGGGGCAAGCGCGAGCGCACACUCCCCUUUCCUCGCUGGCGCACCCGCUCCCCUCGCUCUUCUUAGAUCGCCCCCUCGUUCUCUCGCUCUCCACGGACUCCCUUCGGGUGCUGCGCUCGCUCCCACCUGCUCUAAAGCACCCUCCGCUCUCGGACGCUCCCAAUUCCGCGCUGCUGCUCGAAGGCGGGACAGUCGCAGCCUCGGCAGGCAGCUUGCCCUCGGGGCUGCGGCUUCAACCCAGCCCCCUCCCUCGCUACUGCUCGGGCGCUCUUGACGCCCGACCCUCGCCUCUGAGCCCGAGAACGGCGAUCAGACCAUGGUGACAGCGCUGCUCCGUCGCUGCGCUCGCUGAGACCAUGCCGGGUUCCCGACGCGUCCGUCCGCGCCUAAGGGCGCUGCUGCUGCUACCGCCGCUGCUGCUGCUCCGGGGCGGCCACGCGGGCGACCUGACCGUGGCCGUGGUGCUGCCGCUGACCAACACCUCGUACCCGUGGUCUUGGGCGCGUGUAGGGCCGGCCGUGGAAUUGGCUCUCGGGAGGGUGAAGGCUCGGCCAGACUUGCUGCCGGGUUGGACGGUCCGUAUGGUGCUGGGCAGCAGCGAGAACGCGGCGGGCGUCUGCUCCGACACCGCCGCACCGCUGGCCGCGGUGGAUCUCAAGUGGGAGCACAGCCCCGCGGUGUUCCUGGGCCCCGGCUGCGUGUACUCUGCUGCCCCAGUGGGGCGCUUCACCGCGCACUGGCGGGUGCCGCUUCUGACGGCUGGCGCCCCGGCUCUGGGCAUCGGGGUGAAGGAUGAGUACGCGCUAACCACCCGCACAGGACCCAGCCAUGUCAAGCUGGGCGACUUCGUGACGGCGCUGCAUCGACGGCUGGGCUGGGAGCACCAGGCGCUGGUGCUCUAUGCAGAUAGGCUGGGCGACGACCGGCCGUGCUUCUUCAUAGUGGAGGGGCUGUACAUGAGGGUGCGUGAGCGACUCAACAUCACAGUCAAUCACCAGGAGUUCGUCGAGGGCGACCCGGACCACUACACCAAGCUACUACGGACCGUGCAGCGCAAGGGCAGAGUUAUCUACAUCUGCAGUUCUCCGGAUGCCUUCAGGAAUCUGAUGCUUUUGGCCCUGGAUGCUGGCCUGACUGGGGAGGACUAUGUUUUCUUCCACCUGGAUGUGUUUGGGCAAAGCCUUCAGGGUGCUCAGGGCCCUAUUCCCAGGAAGCCUUGGAAAAGAGAAGAUGGGCAGGAUAGGAGAGCCCGCCAGGCCUUUCAGGCUGCCAAAAUUAUUACUUACAAAGAACCCGAUAAUCCUGAGUACUUGGAAUUCCUGAAGCAGCUAAAACUCUUGGCUGACAAGAAGUUCAACUUCACCAUGGAGGAUGGCCUGAAAAAUAUCAUCCCAGCAUCCUUCCAUGAUGGGCUCCUGCUCUAUGUCCAGGCAGUGACAGAGACUCUGGCACAGGGGGGCACUGUCACUGAUGGAGAGAACAUUACUCAGCGGAUGUGGAACCGAGGUUUCCAAGGUGUGACAGGAUACCUAAAAAUUGAUAGAAAUGGAGAUCGGGACACUGAUUUCUCCCUCUGGGAUAUGGAUCCUGAGACAGGUGCCUUCAGGGUUGUCCUGAACUUUAAUGGUACUUCCCAGGAGCUGAUGGCUGUGUCAGAACACAGAUUAUACUGGCCUCUGGGAUACCCACCUCCUGACAUCCCUAAAUGUGGCUUUGACAAUGAGGACCCAGCCUGCAACCAAGACCACUUUUCCACACUGGAGGUUCUGGCUUUGGUGGGCAGCCUCUCUCUGAUUAGCUUUCUGAUUGUAUCUUUCUUCAUAUACAGGAAGAUGCAGCUGGAAAAGGAGCUGGUCUCAGAGUUGUGGCGGGUGCGCUGGGAGGACUUGCAGCCCAGCAGCCUGGAAAGGCACCUUCGGAGCGCUGGCAGCCGGCUGACCCUGAGUGGGCGAGGCUCCAAUUAUGGCUCCCUGCUAACCACGGAGGGCCAGUUCCAAGUCUUUGCCAAGACAGCAUACUAUAAGGGCAACCUCGUGGCUGUGAAACGUGUGAACCGGAAACGCAUUGAGUUGACCCGAAAAGUCCUGUUUGAACUUAAACAUAUGCGGGAUGUGCAGAAUGAGCACUUGACCAGAUUUGUGGGUGCUUGUACCGACCCUCCCAACAUCUGUAUCCUCACAGAGUACUGUCCCCGUGGGAGCCUACAGGACAUUCUAGAGAAUGAGAGUAUUACCCUGGACUGGAUGUUUCGGUACUCACUCACCAAUGACAUUGUCAAGGGAAUGCUCUUUCUACACAACGGGGCCAUUGGUUCCCAUGGGAACCUCAAGUCAUCCAACUGCGUGGUAGAUGGACGUUUUGUGUUAAAGAUCACAGACUAUGGGCUGGAGAGCUUCAGAGACCCGGAGCCAGAGCAAGGACACACCCUCUUUGCCAAAAAACUGUGGACUGCACCUGAGCUCCUGCGAAUGGCUUCGCCACCUGCCCGUGGCUCCCAAGCUGGGGAUGUCUACAGUUUUGGUAUCAUCCUUCAGGAAAUUGCCCUAAGAAGUGGGGUUUUCUAUGUGGAAGGUUUGGACCUCAGCCCAAAAGAGAUCAUUGAGCGUGUGACUCGGGGCGAGCAGCCCCCAUUCCGACCUUCCAUGGAUCUGCAGAGCCACCUGGAGGAACUGGGACAGCUGAUGCAGAGGUGCUGGGCAGAGGAUCCCCAGGAGCGGCCACCCUUUCAACAGAUCCGCCUGGCGCUGCGCAAGUUCAACAAGGAGAACAGCAGCAACAUCCUGGACAACCUGCUAUCACGCAUGGAACAGUACGCCAACAACCUGGAGGAACUGGUAGAGGAGAGAACACAGGCUUAUCUGGAGGAGAAGCGCAAAGCUGAGGCCUUGCUUUACCAGAUUCUGCCUCACUCUGUGGCUGAGCAGCUGAAGAGAGGCGAGACAGUCCAGGCUGAGGCCUUUGAUAGUGUUACUAUCUACUUCAGUGAUAUCGUGGGCUUUACAGCUCUUUCAGCAGAGAGCACACCCAUGCAGGUGGUCACCCUGCUCAAUGAUCUGUACACCUGUUUUGAUGCUGUCAUAGACAACUUUGAUGUGUACAAGGUAGAGACCAUUGGUGAUGCUUACAUGGUGGUAUCAGGGCUCCCAGUGCGGAAUGGACAGCUCCAUGCCCGAGAGGUAGCCCGAAUGGCACUUGCACUGCUAGAUGCUGUACGCUCCUUCCGCAUCCGCCAUAGGCCCCAGGAACAGCUGCGCUUGCGCAUUGGAAUUCACACAGGUCCCGUAUGUGCUGGUGUCGUAGGGCUAAAGAUGCCCCGAUACUGCCUCUUUGGAGACACAGUCAACACAGCUUCAAGAAUGGAGUCUAACGGGGAAGCCCUCAGGAUCCACUUGUCUUCGGAGACCAAGGCUGUGCUGGAAGAGUUCGAUGGUUUUGAGCUAGAGCUCCGAGGUGACGUGGAAAUGAAGGGCAAAGGCAAGGUUCGAACCUAUUGGCUUCUUGGGGAGCGGGGAUGCAGCACUCGAGGCUGAUCUACUGCCCGGCUGUUCUUUGUCACCUUCCCUCCCUGUGCCAGCGAUGACACACGUGUCCAGCUUCCGCCUCUCCCACAGCAGCUCAGCCACUGUGGAAAGAUUAGGGACCCUGACCAGCGCAGUCAUCAGAUGUGACCUCUGAGAGAGGAUGGAGAUGGUGGGGACUGGAGGGGGACCUCCAAGUUUAUAGGGCUGACUGAAAUACCUAGUCACUCCCCUAGCACAUGCCCUGCCCCCCACCCCCCUCAGCUGCCUAGCCUGAUAGUGAUUCCUUCUCCACCCUCAACUUAGCUCCACUGUGACUUAGAGGGAGGGAAAUUGCCACCUGAAGGAAAGAGAGAGAAAGAGAUUCUCAGGGUUUGCAGGAGGCAGGCAGUCCUGUGUCACAAAUACUCCCCUCACUCCCAGUCCACCACCUGCCCCACCGACUUCCGACUUCCCUUCCCUUCCCACACAGUGCACUGAGGAGAAGAGAGGCAUGGGGUUGCCUUGCUUCUCCUAUGAGCAAAAACCAUUAAAGUCUUUAUUCCUGU